Symbiodinium necroappetens is the source of this 1482-nucleotide messenger RNA. NCBI's taxonomy places the organism in Eukaryota, Dinophyceae, Suessiales, Symbiodiniaceae. The record is from the annotation of a GenBank genome assembly.
AUGACCACGAAGGUCUACCUGAGGGCCGGCAAGACGACCAUCGCCUCCGCUGAGGCCUAUCUCCUGUCCUUUCCAGAGAAGCCCUUCAAGCUUCCAGUUCACCUGCCGAGUCGUUUCAGCGUGGCCCGGCCAGGUGUGGACUGGGUGCCUCCCGAGCUGGCAGUGGCGAAGCUUCCUCCUCCUGUGCAGAAGAUGCCGGCCUACAGCGAGCAGGAGUACAUGAAAGCUGUCUUCGAUCGAGAUCAAGCAGUGCUAGAUCCAAGGUCUUGCGCCGUUGUGGAGGAGGUCGGUACUGAAGAGCGCAAUGCCAACCAGGGCUGGCGCAAGCACCUGAGGGCCAAUCGGCCUAUUCGGGGCAUAGGAGAGAUCCACCACGACCUUUGCUUCCCGGGAGGUCUUGCGCCAGCAGCAAUGAGCUCUGAGAAGUAUCUCGUCCAGGACGCCGCUGGCAUCAGAUUUGUAGGCGCCAUCAAGCUGGGCCCGCAAGCUUCCGAAGCCAUCUACUUGACAGAGGACGGGAAGAAGCUCGCAGACGGCACCUUGUCCUUGGUGGCGCACCCUGCCAUGGGAAUGGCAGCCUUGGAUGACCACCUUGCCCACCUUCCACGCUGCGAUGGACGUGAAAAGACCUCCGUGACAUGGAAGCAGGAGAUGGAGGUCAAAGCGUUUCUACCCGUGGGCCAGGAGCUCGAGUUUGAGUGCUUCUGCCCACACAAGCAGGGAGGGCCCGUCGGCACCAGCGUUCAGGGCGAGAUUCGCUACGAAGACCAGGUCUUGGUGACGCUGUCCGCCAUCAUUACGUCGAGUGAUCGGGAUGCACCUGGCAAUGUCUGUCGUACCGCGACGCUCGCUCCGGAGCAGUCUCUUCAGAAGUUCCAAGUCGCGCUUAUCGAUUUUACAGGGCUGUCGAUGCCUAUGGUCAACGGCGUGAGCUGUGGCUCUCUUUUCGGCUCACCAGAGGCGCCUUUGCAGGUGCCAGAUCUCACAGAAUACUGGGGAGCUCACCGUGUGGCCACCUGCGAUGCACCGGUCUUCUGGCUGAACUUUUCUGUCCCAGAUAGCACGCGGCGGUACCUGGAUGUCAGCGCAGGCUCCUUGCAUCCGGCCUCUUCGUUCGGCUCCAGCAGGUUGCUUGGUCUGCGGGUCGAUGCGGUCGUCCUGUCUGAAGACCAGCCGGAGCUGGAUAUCUCCCAACUCGAGAUCAGCCUGCCUCCAGGCAUGACGAAAGGCACGCUCCUGCAAUCCGCACAAGACGUGUCCAGCUGCAGGCACACCGAAACAGAGAUGGUCACAGAGGUCAACCAAGGCAUGUGUGCCUUUUACGACAGCUUCGGCCCUUGGGGAGUUUGGAGCUCCGUGCUCCUCGAUCGGCACGUUCCCAUCUCCGCGCCGGGGCUCGUCGGUGUCUGGCUGCGUGGCCUACAAACCGGUGACUUGGACGCUGAUGGAAACAGUCAGAGAAUUGCCUUCCGCGACAAAUGA